This is a messenger RNA of Charadrius vociferus (killdeer), 2055 nucleotides long. RefSeq names its product TGF-beta receptor type-2-like. The transcript has 7 exons. Gene Ontology annotation, cellular component: signaling receptor complex; plasma membrane. Gene Ontology annotation, molecular function: ATP binding; metal ion binding; type I transforming growth factor beta receptor binding. Bases 1 to 1764 code for a protein of 587 amino acids. Lineage: Eukaryota; Metazoa; Chordata; Aves; Charadriiformes; Charadriidae. Gene Ontology annotation, biological process: cellular response to growth factor stimulus; heart development; transforming growth factor beta receptor signaling pathway. The record is from RefSeq and is a predicted model, not a curated record.
AUGGGAAAGCUGGCAGGGCUAAGGAGAGGUGGUUGUGGCAAUGCGGACAAGGCCACCUGUGCCCGAAGGUGGUAUCACUGUGUGCCUCAGGAUGCAUUGCUGGCUUUCAUUGUGUUCGUCAUGUUAUCUGAUCGUCGAAGGUUACCACACCAUCGCUGGGACGAGCUGCAGCAAGAGAAUGGAAAAUGCCAAAGGUCAAGUCGUGCCUGCUGUGCCGCUGCCCGCCGCAGCCUGAAGACCAACCUGUGCAAGUGGUGUGACUCCACGCCACCGGCCUGCGAGGAGAAGGUGUGCUACAGCAACUGCAACCUCAACUCCUACUGCGAGGACCCCUACGAGAUCUGCGUGGCCAUAUGGAGACAGGACAACGAGAGCAUCAGGAUCAGCACCCUCUGCCACAACCCCCACCGCCCCAUCGAAAACCUCAUGGUGCCCAACUACAACACCUCGCGCUGCAUCAUGACCCAUCAGCCCAGCGAGGACGGGAUCAUCUACAUCUGCGGCUGCGUGGACGAGCAGGAGUGCAACGAUAAACUUAUCUUUGAAAACCACACCAACGGCUACUCCAUGCUGCAGAGCAAGGAGGUGAUCCCGGUGGCUGCCAUCAGCCUCCUGCCCCCGCUGCUGGUGGCGGUGAUGAUCACGGUGAUAUUCUACCUCUGCCGCACGCAGAAGCGGCGCAAGAGAGCCAAGGCGUGGGGUGGGAAAGUGGGGCAGCCCCCGGCGCUGCCGGAGCCAGGGAGGUCCACCGAGCAGGAGGAGAAGUUGUCCGUGCUGAUGGAUGAGACCCCAGCCAGCACCGGCCCCACCUGUGCCAGCAGCAGCCGCUCAGGGCAGUACGAGACGGUGGCCGUGAAGAUCUUCCCCUGUGAGGAGUACUCCUCCUGGAAGAACGAGAGCCAGAUCUUCACCGACGCCAGCCUGAAGCACGACAGCGUCCUGCGGUUCCUCACGGCCGAGGACCGGGGUGCAGGGCCCCGCCGGGAGUACUGGCUCAUCACCGCCUACCACAGCCGGGGCAACCUCAAGGACUACCUCUCCCGCCACAUCCUGAGCUGGAUGGACCUGCAGAAGAUGGCGGGCUCUCUGGUGAGUGGGGUGGCCCACCUCCACAGCGACUACACCGCCUGCGGCAGGCCGAAAAUCCCCAUCGCCCACCGGGACAUCAAAAGCACCAAUGUCCUUGUGAAGAACGAGCAGGAGUGCGUGCUCUGUGACUUCGGCAUCGCCAUACGCCUCGAUCCUUCCCUGACAGUGGAUGACUUUGCCAACAGCGGGCAGGUGGGCACUGCCAGGUACAUGGCCCCGGAGGUCCUGGAGUCCAGGGUAAACCUAGAAGACCUGGAGUCUUUCAAACAGAUGGAUGUCUACUCAAUGGCCCUCGUUUUGUGGGAAAUGGCCUCCAGAUGCGAAGUGGUAGGAGAGGUAAAGAAUUACGAGCUUCCUUUUGGGUCAAAAGUCCAGGAGCAACCUUGCGUGGAUACCAUGAGGGACAUCGUGCUGCAUGGCAGAGGACGCCCCGAGAUCCCGAGCAGCUGGCUGGUGCAUCAGGGAAUGCGUUUUCUGUGCGACACCAUCACGGAGUGCUGGGACCACGACCCCGAGGCUCGCCUCACUGCCCACUGCGUGGCCGAGCGCUUCAACCUGAUGGCACAGAUGGAUUGCGAUGACAUCCUCAACAACAACACGGACAACGAGGCCACCAAAACAGCCUCUCCCGGCGGGGAGCACCAGGACAGUGACGGGAGCAGAAACACGCAGUGACGCAGCAGGCAAAAAAGCCUCAUCGUGAGAGAUGAGGGGAAAAGCAAGGAGCGUUUAGCUCAUGGGGAAAAACCCUGCUUCGUUUUUCAAAAAUGGAACUAAGAUCUAGUACAUAACUUAUUUAUAAGAUCUGUUUCCUCCCACAGAUACAGUGAACUGUGGAAUCAAUACUUCGGUUAAAGUGCAACAUUAUAUAUGAACUGAUUUUGUACUUACUUUAAAAUGUAUAAUGAUGCAAAGCAUUCCUUUUAUUAUUUUUUAAAAUAAUGUUUAAUCUUUUAUUAAUAAGCA